Messenger RNA from Lodderomyces beijingensis, 675 nucleotides. Lineage: Eukaryota; Fungi; Ascomycota; Pichiomycetes; Serinales; Debaryomycetaceae. The record is from the annotation of a GenBank genome assembly.
AUGGUGUUGCCGUCACAGCUUCAGAGUAAUCUCACUCCAACAGAGAUCAAGUUUUUUGCAGAAAAUGAGCUUAUAACUAUACUACCGCGGUAUUCGGUCCACAAGGUAGACCUCAUAGGGGUAUGUCUAUUUUUUCAAAACCAACACGUUCCGGCAAAUGUUGACCCACAACAAGAUACUAACUUUUUACAGACAAGGGUACCCAAUUUGAAAGCCAUGAAGAGGGAGAAAGUACCCUUGUGGGUUGCAUUGAUCUUAAAGGGGCAGGACAAGUGCAACAUAGUGCCGCCAAAGUGGCUAACAGUGAGUUUUUUGAAGAGCAAGUACGACGACGAGAUCCGCAAGCCGGGCCAAUUCAGCGAGCUACCUUGGAACUGGCUUGAACUAUCCAAGAUCCUCUUGACUCAUGCAUCGAACGAUUUGGCGGACUCCUCGGACGAUUUGAGGUCGGUGCUCCAGGACUUGCGCGAGAUCAGAUUGAUCAAAUCCAGAAAAGGGUUGAAGGAGUUGAACGAGUCGAAUAUCCAGUUGAAUGGGUUGUCGCUAAUGGAGAUCAACGAGAUGAGGCCGUUUGUCAUUCCCGUCAUGAACAAACUCCGAGUACUUCAUGGCACAUUGACAAAGUUUAAAGAUGACAAUGACGAGGAAAUGUAUAAUUCUGACGAAGAGGCAUAG